AUGGCUGGAAAUUCGUUUGCAAAUAUAAAUGAGGAACUCGCUUAUUAUAAAAGCCGAGUUUCAGAAUUGGAGGAAACUUUAAAUCAAACUCAGGCUGAACUUGACGAAGUUCAAACUUCUGCCCGAGAUUUCGAAGAAGAACUUAUGAGAGAACUUGAACAAUCUGAAAAAAUACACCAAGAGUUGAGAAGUAAAAAUGAAUGCUUAAAAAAUGAAGUUGAUGAAUGGAAGCAAAAAUUUUAUCAAGCUAAAUCCGAAUGUAACGUUACGGCCACUCAAUUGCAAAGAGAGAUUGAUACGUUACAAUCUUUGAAAGAUACAUUUAUUAUUAAGACAAGGGAGUUGGAGCUUGACAACGAUGAUCUUGAACGAACGGAAAGAGCUGCAAAGAGCUCAUUGCAGGAUCUUGAAAACAAGUACAACAAAGCUAUCGAACGGAAUGCAAUCCUUGAAAACGAACUUGAAGGCAAAAAUCUAUUAAUCGUACAAGUACAAAGAUUGAAAGAUGAAUUGAGAGAUGUGAAUAUAGAAUUAGCUAUAAUGAAAAAUAAGGAAGACGGUGAAUAUGGUCCACCACCAACGUCUACUGCUGCUGCUGCACGAAUGUCUGCCAAAUACUCACUUUCUACAUUAGGAAAGACCGAUGCAUCAUUGGAUCCAAAUUCGAAUCCCGUCAAGAUGGUACAAGAGAUGAGUCUCGAAGCCCGUCUUGUUUCAUGCCGCUCUCUUGUUACUCCACUUCUCGCUCCCCCACCUUCAUAUUCAUCUUAUUCUACAACAAUGCCUUUACCUACUACACCGCCGCAAUCACCGAAAUUUUCUCGAGGUCAAUCACCCAUUCGUAGUGCAACAAAACAUCGACGUUCAUCUAUUCAAAAAUCGAAAAUUCAAAUCCCUUCAGUUCCACUAAGUGUUGCG
Dentiscutata erythropus is the source of this 918-nucleotide messenger RNA. Lineage: Eukaryota; Fungi; Glomeromycota; Glomeromycetes; Diversisporales; Gigasporaceae. The record is from the annotation of a GenBank genome assembly.